This is a messenger RNA of Paracoccidioides brasiliensis Pb18, 426 nucleotides long. RefSeq lists its product as uncharacterized. The record is from RefSeq and is a predicted model, not a curated record. The transcript is spliced from 2 exons. Bases 1 to 426 code for a protein of 141 amino acids.
AUGCGUGAAAAUGCAUGUGUUGUUGACCGCACUCCUCUGUUUUCGCUCUGCUGCACGUUUCUGAGUUUUCCCGAGCGGGAAGCCGGGACGAAGGGUGUCGUCAGUGCUGGCCAAUCACACGCCGCGCAGCCGGCACACGUUGCGCAGCGCCUCCCUGUCAGUGGCUCGGAACAAGCAACCCUCCUUGGCGAGUUUCCCCAGUGGCGGCUGCAGACCUCAGAACUCACCGUGUCUCCCGUUUGGGACAUACGAAGCCCUAAGGCAGCGCAGGGUUCCCAGCCGGGGUUUGGCCGAUCAUCGCCGACAACCAGACGCACCCCCCCAAACGCGGGCGGCAGGCAGGCAGUGAUGGAAAGGGGCCUGCGCAUCGCUCAUGACGACGACACAGUUGGCCAGUUAGAUGCUAUGCAUGCCGGCGAGCCCUAA